This is a messenger RNA of Momordica charantia (bitter melon), 2850 nucleotides long. Its product is annotated as Protein kinase superfamily protein. The record is from RefSeq and is a predicted model, not a curated record. Lineage: Eukaryota; Viridiplantae; Streptophyta; Magnoliopsida; Cucurbitales; Cucurbitaceae.
CUACAAUUUCUUCAAAGCUGCAGGUAUAUGCUGGAGGCGCCAAGUAGACCCCAGACGUGUCAAUUUCUCGUUUCCUCAGGCAAACUACUCUGCCCUCUUCACUUCCGUCGCCCACUCUACGCAGGCCUCCGCAGAAACAGCUUCGUUGCCUCACUUCUUCCGAGCAAUUGGUGGAGCAAACGCAUCUCUAAUGGAUUCUCCAGUCUCUUGUUGUAUUUCUUGUUCUUUCUAGUCAUCAGCCGAUGAGGAAUGCCGUUGCGCGCCUCAACCGUCACCGCCUGCUCRCUGCGGCCUGCCGAGAUAUACGCCAUGACAAUGAUUUUGGAAAAUGCAUAUCAUUGGGAUACUUUCAGUAUACUCAAGUUCUGAGGAGACAAGAUGUUUGUCUCCUGUCAAACUUGUUUCACCAAAAGUUAUUUUCUACCAGCUAUUCAAGCGUACAUGGUGAAAGGCCAUCUGCAGAGUAUGCAAAGUUGAGGAAGCAAUUGCUGGAAAGUGAAUUUGGGCAUGCAGUUGGAACUUACGGAUCCAAAAGACUUUCCUCUAUCUAUCACUUUGGUCCAGCUUUGGCGCUAUAUAGAGCAGCAAUUAUUUCAUUCCAUGUAUUGAAGCUAACCAUAUGGCGGUUCUUUGUUAAUGACUUAAAAAAACGUGCUAUUAAGUUUCGAGAAACUCUAAUCAGACUGGGGCCUUUCUAUGUCAAGCUUGGGCAGGCCUUGAGCACGAGGCCAGAUAUAUUGCCAACAGUGUAUUGUCAAGAACUUGCAAGGUUACAGGAUAACAUACCUCCAUUUCCUACUCGCCAAGCAAUCAAAUCUAUUGAGAACCAGUUGGGUCGUCCUGUUUCACAAAUUUUUGCUGAUAUCAGCCCAGAGCCUGUUGCAGCUGCAUCCUUAGGGCAGGUCUAUAAGGCUCACCUGCAUUCUGGAGAGCUUGUAGCUGUCAAAGUACAAAGGCCUGGAAUGUCUCUUUCAUUGACUCUUGAUGCCUUGUUGUUCCAGAUGAUUGGUGGCCAACUAAAACGAUUUGCCAAGGCCCGAAAAGAUUUAUUAGUAGCUGUUAAUGAAAUGGUCAGACACAUGUUUGAUGAAAUCAAUUACAUUCAAGAAGGGAAAAAUGCCGAGCGUUUUUCUUCUCUCUAUGGAUGUCAACCAUGUGACAGUGAGAAGAUGUCUGCAGUCAAGAACACUGUCAAAUAUAAGAAAGCAAACUUUGUUAAAGUCCCCAAAAUAUAUUGGGACUUUACUAGAUCGGCUGUGCUUACCAUGGAAUGGAUUGAUGGAAUAAAGCUUACUGAUGAAACUGGCUUGCAAAAGGCUUAUCUGAAUAGGAGGGAGCUCAUUGAUCAGGGAUUAUAUUGCUCUUUGAGGCAAUUGCUUGAGGUGGGUUUUUUUCAUGCUGAUCCACAUCCAGGAAACCUUGUUGCUACUGAGAAUGGCUCUCUUGCAUAUUUUGAUUUUGGGAUGAUGGGUGAUAUUCCUCGGCAUUACCGUGUUGGACUGAUUCGAGUGCUGGUGCACUUUGUUAAUCGUGACUCGCUUGGUUUGGCAAAUGAUUUUCUUUCUUUGGGAUUCAUUCCUGAAGGCGUUGAUAUCCAAUUGGUUUCUGAUGCACUAAAGGCAUCAUUUGGCGAUGGAAAAAAACUGUCCCAGGAUUUUCAGGGAAUAAUGAACCAGCUGUACAAUGUUAUGUAUGAAUUUAAUUUUUCCCUUCCUCCGGACUAUGCCUUGGUCAUAAGAGCACUAGGAUCACUUGAAGGCACUGCAAAAGUCCUUGAUCCUGAAUUCAAGGUCGUGGAAAGUGCAUAUCCUUUUGUCAUUGGAAGGCUCUUGGAAGAUCCAAGCCCUGAUAUGAGAAGAAUUUUGCGGGAACUCCUCAUCCGUAAUGAUGGAUCCAUUAGGUGGAAUCGGCUUGAGUGCUUAGUUGCAGCCAUUUCUGAACAGGCUUCUGAGCCAAGCGAGGAAUCCUCCAAGGAUAAUUCUUCAAACCCCCUUGGAUGGAAAUCAUUUGACAUGCAAGCUGUUGUCGCAGCAACUGAGGAUCUUUUGCUAUUCGUUCUCUCUAAGAAAGGUUCAAGAGUACGUGUUUUCCUUAUCCGUGACAUCAUUGGAGCAAUUGAUAUUGCUCUGCAGGAUGAAGUUUUUGGAUGCUCAUUGGAUGAGAAGCGCCAGACAAGAUCCACCCCAGAAUCCGAGGAUCAGGCUAUGCUGGGAAGAGUUGUUCACGGGUUCCAGUGUCUCCGUGAAGCAAUCAAAUUAGCACCACAGGUGUGGACCGCUAUGCUGAUUCGCAUGGCAUCAAAGCCUGAGGUUCAUAGGUUCUCUCUGGACGUCAUUUCAAGCAUUAUCAUGCAUCUCGGUAGAAAAAUCCCUGACCAUCUUUGGGUUUGUAUUUCAAGAUUCCUGCACGACUUGGAGAGAGACUACGGUUCUAACAAACUAUGAGGAAAGUUCCUCUCUCUCUCUUUUAAACACUUAUUUGUCUCUCUUCAUAGAUCAUUAGUUUACAUUUUUUAAGAAAUCAAUGAUAAUCGCUAGUAUAGCUCUUAUGGAUCCCUUACAGAAUCUGUAGAUUGUUAAAUUGAGAGCUCAGAGAGUUUUCAAAAUCCUAUAUUGGAUUGCUCCAUAGGUUGGAAGACUUCUUUUAUUUGAAUUUUGGAGGAAAGUUCUAAAUUUAUUAGAAGUGAUUAGUUGAACCAUUAGUAGUGGGCUAGCAAAAUUCUAGCUUUUAUGUAAUCAAUUUAUUUUCGAUAGGUGGACCUCAGUGAUGAUAAAAAAAUAAUCAUUUUAUUGAUUGAACUCUUAAAUGUACAAGUUGUUAUUAUUAUUUGUAGUAAUUCUCUAUAAUUUA